AUGGCGAUCCCUGUUGCCCGCGUGCACCUCAAGGUGGCACACGCAGCUCUCCCGGCGCUGCUCCCGACCCCGCCCAAGUGGAAGAUGCUGCCGCUGCUCCCGACGCCGUGCGUCGCUGCCAUCCUCCCAAAGCCGGCGCCCGCCAAGCCCAGCCGCGCCUACUGUGACGAGAGGUGGGACGCGCACAAGGCCAAGCCGGCCUGCCUAGCGUCCCCAGCCUCAUCAUCAUCAGGCCCUCGUUCGGCCGACAGCGUCAGGAGUAGCGCCGGCCAUGGAUCCCCGCGCAAGAGCGCGAGCUCGCCGCCGCCCAAGCCCGGCCGGGCCGACUCCGUGGAGAGGUGGGACGCGCACAAGAAGGCGGUGAGCCCAGCUUCGUCGUCGUCGUCUUCAUCAGCCACGUCUUCCCUCGCAAGCAGCAGCAAGUGGCCGAUCUGUAGUGGGUCGUCCGCCGAUCGCUGGGACGCGCACAAGAAGCGCCGCCCGCCGCAGGCCGAGCUGCUCUACGACGGCGAGAGCAGCAGUACUGUGUCCGGAGAGAUGUCGGACAAGGUUUCCUCUCCAUCUUGGAUAUCUGGUGGGUUAGGCAUAGGGAUCUGA
Molecule: messenger RNA, 597 nt
Organism: Miscanthus lutarioriparius
Lineage: Eukaryota; Viridiplantae; Streptophyta; Magnoliopsida; Poales; Poaceae
Source: the annotation of a GenBank genome assembly